Aspergillus alliaceus is the source of this 2044-nucleotide messenger RNA. Its product is annotated as putative C2H2 finger domain protein. Gene Ontology annotation, cellular component: transcription regulator complex; PcG protein complex. Gene Ontology annotation, molecular function: RNA polymerase II cis-regulatory region sequence-specific DNA binding; DNA-binding transcription factor activity, RNA polymerase II-specific. The record is from RefSeq and is a predicted model, not a curated record. The transcript is spliced from 4 exons. Lineage: Eukaryota; Fungi; Ascomycota; Eurotiomycetes; Eurotiales; Aspergillaceae. Gene Ontology annotation, biological process: regulation of transcription by RNA polymerase II. Bases 510 to 1850 code for a protein of 446 amino acids.
GCUGCGGCUAUCCGACGAAGCUUGCAUCUGUGCCUUGGUCCGCUUGGGGUUUUCGGAAUCAAUCUGUGGAGACUGUGGUGAGCAUCAAGCUCUAGAAAGAAACACACGAACUUCGGGAAUUUGGUCCUCUGGCAGGAGUGAAACUGUUGUUCGGUUGUUUAAUUUUCGGAAUCGAAACCCAUCUAAGAGCCCGAAGUCGCCCCCUGUCUUCGUUGCUCACAUUCUUGAUUGUGAAACUCUAAACCCCUCGAUUACUUGACUGCUGAGGCAGAAAUUUCUGCAGACCAAACGAGUCCUGCACCACCUUCGUCUACUAUAAAAUUUCACCUUGCGUGCCACGAGGCCAGCAGCUGUCACUUGUUGAUCUCGCAAUUCGGUGGGAUUUGGUUGUCUUGGAAUUGGAAGGUACGCCGUGGAGAUAAUCCUACGGCUACUUGAUAGAGGAUUUUUGCAGGAUAACCUUGAUUUGUCCUUGACUACCGUUCCUCAGCUCCCCGCUGGGUCGGGUCAUGGACAUCACAACUAUUUUGAACAGAAAAGGUUCUGCAGCCAUGGUCGCCGCAGAUUUUGAUCAACAACAAUUCAUACAAAAUCAUCAUCUUGAUACCUCGUCGCCAAAGAUGAAGCCGGAACCUGGUGUUUCAGAGGCCGCUGAUCAGCCAGUCCUCUCGUAUCCUCCCCAUGCGCCGCUCGGUCAAGUGCAAGUGCCGAAUAUGCAUCCGGAUAUGCGAUACCAACCGCAGCCGCAUCCGAACCCGGGGCUACCACUUCUGCAAAACCCCUAUGUACCGGGGGGAUAUACAAGCGCCCCCCAGAUGCCGAAUGGUGGCGCCCCUCAGGGUAGGACAGACCCUCCGCCCAAGACAUUCCACUGCGGCACUUGUAGCAAGGGAUUCGCUCGACGCAGCGAUCUUGCGAGACAUGAACGAAUACACUCUGGUAUUAGACCCCACGCUUGCGAUUGGCCAGGGUGUGGUAAGCAAUUCAUUCAGCGCUCUGCCUUGACCGUCCAUUCUCGUGUCCAUACGGGUGAGAAACCGCACAUGUGCGAAAGGUGUGGAAAGCCUUUUAGCGAUUCGUCCUCGUUAGCCAGACACCGCCGGAUACAUUCUGGAAAACGCCCUUAUAAAUGCCCAUACGCCAAUUGCCAGAAGACCUUCACACGUCGCACUACUUUGACCCGCCAUCAAAAUCAUCAUACGGGCACUAUCGAGGAGGCGGCCGCAGAAACGGAAGCCAACCUGAGGCAAAAUAAAGAAAGAGCAAGAGUCCCUGGAGACGGAAUGUUCUCUGAUCAUGGUUCUGUCCAUUCAACCCCUUCUCCGGCCCACCACCCCGCUAUCUCACCAGCUGGUGAUCUUCCUCCCCUAAACAUGCCUCGUACAUCUGGCGAAUACUACAGCAUGGGAAACGGUUCUAUCCCUCCUCACGUCCGCGGAGAUUUUCCCCAAGCUAGUCCUCGGGCUUCUCCAACGGCAACUUCUCCAUCUCUGUCAAGUUUCGGUAGUGCUCCGCACCCCCGGCCCUCUAUGACCUCCCACCCGUCAGGUUACGCCCCCCCUCAACCGCUUGAGCCACCCGCGAACAACGACCAUCGGCCCAAUAGUGUUAGCGGAAGCCCCCAUAUGACAAGUUUGGGUUGGGCUUCGCCGUCACACGGUAGCAUCCCAUCGCCGGGUUCCGCAAGCGAUUUCGGUUAUUCUGAUCCUAACGGCCCAGCGUACCCGAACUCGAUGCCUCCUCACAUGUACUUUCCCAACUCUACCAUCCGACGCCCUACUAGCACCGAACCUGAGAACUACGAGAUGAAGCCAAAACUUGGCGAAAGCGCAUGGUCUACACCGGUCUAAGGUCUCAAUGAACAGCAGGACCUCUGAUUUGGGACAAGCAGAUUUGGUUCUAAACCAUAUACCCACGCAAUGUCUAGGCUCCGGUGAAGAGUUUGGUAUUUGCAUAUCUUUUCCCUUUGUUUCGAAAUUAUUUCAUUUGUUUUCCGUUGCAACCUGCAUACCAGCAUUUUUUCGUUAUUUGAUUUUAAUUUCCU